Trifolium pratense (red clover) is the source of this 2039-nucleotide messenger RNA. Its product is annotated as probable E3 ubiquitin-protein ligase ARI8. Bases 308 to 1990 code for a protein of 560 amino acids. Gene Ontology annotation, molecular function: zinc ion binding; ubiquitin conjugating enzyme binding; ubiquitin protein ligase activity. Lineage: Eukaryota; Viridiplantae; Streptophyta; Magnoliopsida; Fabales; Fabaceae. The transcript has a single exon. Gene Ontology annotation, biological process: positive regulation of proteasomal ubiquitin-dependent protein catabolic process; protein polyubiquitination; ubiquitin-dependent protein catabolic process. Gene Ontology annotation, cellular component: ubiquitin ligase complex; cytoplasm. The record is from RefSeq and is a predicted model, not a curated record.
AUCUUAGACCUCACAUCUUAAUUAUUUAAGUAAAUCAACCGAUAUCACAAUCUUAGACCUCGCAUCUUAAUUAUUUAAGUAAAAUAAUGUUUCAAUUAUGAAAGAUUCAUCUUUUUUUUUUUGUGACUAAUAUGAAAGAUUCAUCUUAAAAUUGAAUCUUGGGCUUAAAUCAGCGGGCUUAUAAACUGAUAAACCUACACUCUUUCUUUCUUCAUCGUUCCGAUUCCCAAUCCUAAUUCUAUGCCCUAGAUUUUGUCGACCGUUUUUUCAAUCAAUUCGAUCUUCUCUCUCCCUCUAGGGUUCUUCCAUGGAUUCCGAAGAUGAUAUGCAAGAUGCCAAUGAUAUUGAGUCUCUGGAUGACGAUUUCUACAAUAGUGAAACCGAAGAUGUUCCUGUAUCAAAAAAAAGAAAAACCGAUGAUCCCGCGGAUAACUACAGCGACUAUGAUGAUGAUGAUGAUGAUGAUGAUGAGUCUCGUCGAACCGAGCAAAGUUUCACUGUAUUGAAAGAAUCAGAUAUACGGCAACGUCAGGAAGAUGAUAUCAGUAGAUUAGCAGAUUUUCUUUCCAUAUCGCAUGUUGCUGCAAGCCUUCUUCUUCGUCAUUAUAAUUGGAGUGUCAAUAAGGUUAAUGAUGCUUGGUUCGCCGACGAAAGUAAAGUUCGAAUGACAGUUGGUUUGUUGGAGAAGCCAGUUUACCAGAAUCCUGCUGAUGCCAAUGAGCUUACUUGCGGCAUCUGUUUUGAUGCUUACCCUCUUUCUGAGAUUGAAACGGCUUCUUGUGGUCAUCCGUUCUGUUUUUCAUGCUGGGGAGGAUAUAUCAGGACUUCAAUUAGCGAUGGUCCGGGAUGCUUGAUGCUGAGAUGUCCUGAUCCUGCUUGUAAAGCAGCUGUUGAUCAAGAUAUGAUUAAUCUUGUAGCAUCUGGUGAAGAUAAAGAAAAAUAUGAUCGUUACCUUCUUAGAUCAUACGUUGAAGACAAUAAGAAGACCAAGUGGUGUCCUGCUCCUAGUUGUGAACAUGCUGUUAAUUUCGACGGUGGACUUGGAAAUUAUGAUGUAUCUUGUCUCUGUUCGUAUAGCUUUUGUUGGAAUUGCACUGAGGAUGCUCACCGUCCGGUGGACUGUGAUACGGUGUCAAAGUGGAUUCUAAAAAACAAUGCAGAAUCCGCAAACACCAACUGGAUACUUGCUUACACAAAGCCAUGUCCCGAGUGCAAAAAACCGAUUGAAAAAAACCAAGGGUGCAGCCAUAUGACAUGUAAAUCACCUUGUAACUUUCAAUUUUGCUGGCUAUGCCUUGGUGCAUGGAGAGAACAUGGGGGUUCUUGCAAUCGUUAUGAAGCAGAUAAACAAAAUGAAACUGAAAAAAGAAAAGAAAGGGCAAAGAAAUCAAUUGAGAGGUACACACAUUAUUAUGAGCGAUGGGCUAGCAACCAAUCUUCAAGGCAAAAAGCUCUUGCUGAUCUACAAAAGACGCAAUCUGUUGAAAUUGAGAAGCUUAUACGCACACAGUGCCAACUUAAGUCGGAGCUUAAGUUCAUAACUGAGGCCUGGUUACAGAUAGUUGAGUGCAGGCGGGUAUUGAAGUGGACAUAUGCAUAUGGAUACUAUUUACCCGAAAAUGAACAUACUAAAAAGCAAUUAUUUGAGUACUUACAAGGUGAGGCAGAAUCAGGUUUGGAGAGACUUCAUCAAUGUGCUGAACAGGAAAUCCAAGUAUUCCUCAGUGACAAUGUCAACCCAUCUAAAGAAUUCAACAGUGACUAUGUCACCACAUCUCAAGAAUUCAUUGAUUUUCGUAAAAAACUAACUGGAUUGACCAUUGUCACUAGAAACUACUUUGAGAAUUUGGUUAGGGCAUUAGAGAAUGGUUUAUGUGAUGUGAAUAGCAAUGGAAUAACUGAUGAUCAUUGGUUUUGUGAGCAAUGUACCUUUGCGAAUGUCAGAUCUGCCAUCGCAUGCCAGAUGUGCAAGAAACAGCGUCCCCAUUAGAAGCAUAUGUCUUCUGUUUAAAGCUGAAUGGAGUCGGUAAUUAUAGUUU